Messenger RNA from Hibiscus syriacus, 561 nucleotides. RefSeq names its product germin-like protein subfamily 1 member 14. Gene Ontology annotation, molecular function: manganese ion binding. Gene Ontology annotation, cellular component: cell wall. The annotation marks the transcript as partial. The record is from RefSeq and is a predicted model, not a curated record. The transcript has 2 exons. Lineage: Eukaryota; Viridiplantae; Streptophyta; Magnoliopsida; Malvales; Malvaceae.
CAUGUUUAUGAUCCAACACCCAGUCCUCUCCAGGAUUCCUGUGUUGCUGUCAAGGACAUAAAAAAUGGCGUGUUUGUAAACGGUAAAUUCUGUAAAGACCCAAAGCUUGCAGUUGCAGAAGAUUUAUUUUUUUCAGGCCUAAACAAGCAGGGGAACACAGCUAAUCCAGUUGGAUCAAAUGUCACUGUGUUCAAUGUUGAUGCAUUUCCAGGACUUAACACUCUCGGCUUAUCUUUGGCUCGAGUCGACUUUGCGCCUCAUGGCGUUAACCCUCCUCACUUUCACCCUCGAGGAUCUAAGUUUUUACUUCUUCUCGAAGGUACACUUUAUGUCGCCUUAGUUACAUCAAACCCGGACAACCAUCUCUUCACGAAAAUAUUAAACCCCAGAGAUGUUUUUGUUUUCCCAUUGGGUAUGAUUCAUUUCCAGUUCAACAUAGGGAAAACUGCGGCGGACGCCUUUGUUGGUUUCAACAGCCAAAAUUUUGGACGAUUUGACGUAACACCCUAUCAGUUUAGUAUGCCUGAACUAACACCGUUUGAUCAAUAUUUCCCGAAGUAA